Molecule: messenger RNA, 2460 nt
Organism: Penaeus monodon (black tiger shrimp)
Lineage: Eukaryota; Metazoa; Arthropoda; Malacostraca; Decapoda; Penaeidae
Product: inactive phospholipase C-like protein 1
Biological process (GO): lipid metabolic process; intracellular signal transduction
Molecular function (GO): phosphatidylinositol-4,5-bisphosphate phospholipase C activity; calcium ion binding
Source: RefSeq, a predicted model, not a curated record
GCUUUAAAAAGGGAUUUCCCGAUGACCUACAACGAGGAGAGGAUCUUCAGCAUCCUCUACGGCGACUCCUACGACAGUCUGGACCUCAUCGCCGGCUCGCCCGAGGAGGCCAACAUCUGGGUCACGGGCCUCAACGCCCUCAUCGGGGCCUCCAAGUCUCCGGACGUCAUGGUGGAGAGACAGACGCUGCGAGAGACGUGGCUUCGGGAGAUGUUCCAAAAAGCCUCGAAAAACUCCACGGGCUUUAUUGACCAGAGUACUUGUAUUAAGCUAAUCAAGAGGCUCGACUCCCACGUGACUCUGGUCAGGGUCAAACAGAAGCUGCAGAUCUCCCUCUCCAGGAUCCGCUUCACCGACGUCGCCUCCGCCAGGACCAGACAAAACCACGGGGAGAUGAGCAGCCUGAGCGAGUCCUGCGCCGCCAAGCUGGCCCACACGUGCCCGGAAGAACUGGUCAACCACAAUAAGACCUUCCUCACGAGAGUCUACCCCAAUUCGUCCCGCGUCGACUCCUCCAACUACAACCCGCAGGACUUCUGGAAUUCGGGUUGCCAGUUAGUGGCGCUCAACUUCCAGACUCCGGGACAGAUGAUGGAUGUCUACGAGGGAAAGUUCCGCGCCAACGGCGGCUGCGGCUACCUCAUCAAGCCCGCCGUCAUGAGGGAGCACAUCUCCGUGUUCUCGGCCAACUCCAGGGAGACCAUUCCGGGGGUCGCGCCGCAGCUCCUCAAGAUCAAGAUCAUCAGCGGCCAGUGUCUGCCGAAGCCCCGAGGCUCUACGGCGACGAAGGCCAGUUUCAUCGACCCUUACGUCGUCAUCCAAGUGUUCGGCAUUCCGGCAGACUGCACAGAGGCCAAGACCCGCACCGUGAGCAACGACAGCAGCUUCCCGGUCUUCGAGGAGAGCUUCGAGUUCCUGAUCAACCUCCCCGAGCUGGCCAUCGUCCGCUUCGUGGUGCUGGACGACGAGUUCAUAGGCGACGACUUCGUGGGCCAGUGCACCGUGCCCUUCGUGCAUCCAGACGGGGUACCGCCACGUGCGGCUGCUGUCGAGCAUGGGCGACCGAUGGACAACGCCUCGCUGUUCGUGCACGUCUCCAUCUCCAACCGGAGGGGCGGCGGGAAGCCGCAGCGCGUGAAGGGCAGAAGGGCGGACAAGGUUCAGGCGGACAUCAAGCCGGUGGGCGUCAGAGCAGCUGACGACAUCUUCAAGGAGGCGCUGGCCUCGCUCACCGAAGCGGAGUUCGAGGAGAACAAGGUGGAGCGAGCGUGGACCGACCUGCAGGACGAGUGCGGCCUCGAGCACACGGCCAACAUGAAGCAGUGCCUCAAAGUGACCAUCUCGCGCUACAUGGCGCACCCGGACACCAACCAGCUCAGCAUACGAGAGGAGAACGGGAUUCCAUUCCUAAGGAGUUCUUGCCCAGGUCCUCUUCCCUCACAUUUACAUAAAUUAGAAGUCGCCUUAGAAAAGGUCCUCCUCGAGAUCCACCACUUCCUGAGCCACGGCGACGGGCUGCGGACCUCGCUCGAGUCGCAGCUGAAGCCCGCCCUCGGGAUGUACGACAGCCUGGAGAACCUGCUUUCGUCGCACGGCAUCAAGGGCAAGAAGGCCAACAAGGCGACGGAGAACUUCGCCUGGAACGUCAGGAUUAUCCGCGGCCAGCUGGAUCGGCUGGCGGCGCUGAAGAAGAAAUGCAAGAUGGCCUUGGAGCAGGUGGAGUCGACCAAGGCGACGCUGGACAGCCUGAACACCCGCGAGCGGUCGCCCUCGGUGCGCGAGCGGCCGCGCCUCACGCUGGCCAACCGCCACAACACGACGGAGAACCUGACCACCUACGGCAGCCUCGGCCGCUCCCCGACCACGCCAAGCAGCGAGUGCAAGCCCAAGAGCAUCCUCAAGAAGAGCAACUCCAACCUGGAGUCGAGCAGUAUCGGGUACGUGAAUGAGGACUACCUCAUGACGCCGAGUAGUUCCUCGACUGUGGUAGGGGAGGACGAGGACGCGGCCAACCUCCUGAAGCCUCCGCUGCUGCAUUCCUUCAGCUAUACACCUGGCUUCAGCUAUGAGCAAAACACAGCGCUGUAGCUUAGUAAUUAGUGUUACUAUUAUUUUUUCUCCCCACAUAAAGCAUUUGUAAUGAUUAGUGUUUACAAAUUAUAUUGCGUAUUGUAAAUAUGGUGAAGCUGCGUAAAAAACAGAUUUUUGAGCCUGUGUAUUUAUUCUUUUGUAAUUUGAUACAAGUUUUGUGUUUGUUUAUUUCGCUCCUGUUCUACUUUGUACCGUUGCUGCUGUAAGGUACAUUAUUUCCCCAUAUUGCAUAUGCUGCACAUGUAGUGUGUAAAGGAUUAUGCGUGAAUCAAUGUGCAUAUGAGGCUAUACACAGUACUGUAUUUGCAUAUAGAUCCAUGUUCAUAUUUACAAAAUGUCCAGAUUAGAUUCAUAAAUGCAUAGCUGAGC